Molecule: messenger RNA, 2190 nt
Organism: Colletotrichum karsti
Lineage: Eukaryota; Fungi; Ascomycota; Sordariomycetes; Glomerellales; Glomerellaceae
Product: beta-lactamase family protein
Exons: 13
Coding region: 1-2190 (729 amino acids)
Source: RefSeq, a predicted model, not a curated record
AUGCCUUCGUUUGAGGAGAUCAUCGACGCCGCGGUGCGUAAUGCCGACAUCCCAGGCGUCAUGCUCUAUGCCCGAGACAAGUCCGGCGACUUCCAAUACUCUCACAUUUUCGGCAACAAUUUGAAGACAAAUCAGCCGCUUGCCGCCGAUGACAUUCUCACCCUGGCCUCGGUCACGAAACUCCUCACAACCAUCGCCGCGCUACAACUCGCCGAGCGCGGCCUUCUCACCCUCGACGGAGACGUCUCAAAACACCUCCCGGCCCUAGCACAGAAGCCAGUCCUCACAGGCUUCGACGAUUCCGGCAAACCGAUCGAAGUCCCGCGGCGCAACCCCAUCACCCUCCGCCACCUGCUCACGCACAGCGCCGGGAACAGCUACGACUUCCUCGACGGGUCGACGCGGGAGUGGCAGGACUACCACGGGAUGAAGCCGACCCGCGGCGCGACCGUCGAGGAGCGCUUCCCGUAUCCUCUGAUCUACGAGCCGGGCGAGAGCUGGGCGUACAGCUCGAGCUCGGAUUGGUUAGGCAGGGUGAUUGAGGAGGUCUCCGGGAAGAGUUUGGAGGCGUAUAUGCGCGAGAAUGUCUGGAAUCCCAUCGGCGCCACGAGCUUCACGUUCGAUGUGGAGAAGGUGAGACCGAGGUUGUGGGGUAUGAAUACGCGCGAUAGGAAGACUGGGAAGAUCGUCCUGCACCGGGGAAGGGAGCUGAACGAUAAAGUCACGGGCUGUCUCGGAGGUCAGGGGGUCUACGGCUCAGCGCCCGAUGUCAUGAAGGUUCUUGAGUCGCUACUCCUCGACGAUGGGAAGCUACUCAGCCCGAGCACAACAGCCGAAAUGUUCAAGCCGCAAUUGUCCCAAAAAGCCAAGAAGAGCUUGCUCGAGGCCAUGGAGACACCGGAGUGGGCGGUGGGACAUUUCCCUGUCACUGGGGAGUAUGAUUGGGGUCUCGGGGGGCUAUUGGUUGACGGUGAGAAGCACCCGAACCGGCGGUAUGGUACGCUGAUGUGGAGCGGUGCGUCGAAUGUGUUCUGGUGGGUUGAUCGCCAAACCGGGCUGUGCGGUUUCUUCGCGACGCAGAUGCUGCCGGCUGCCGAGGAAGGGGUGAGGCCUUUCAUUAAGGCUUUUGAGGAUGAGAUCAAGGCCAUGGCGACUCCUCAGGAAGAGACGCGCUCUUCUCCGCCCGCGGCUCCGGCUGCUCCGGCCGAGCAGGAUGAGAACCCGGCGACGGGCAUUAUUGCGCCAGAUGACAGCGAGGUGGAUUCGGCAGUCAACGUCUCCAUUCGUGACUCGCUCACUUCCAUCCGCUCAUCGGUUCUCAAAUUUGAAGACGACAACGGCCGUCUUUACCAUUCUCAGUCUCGGGGAAAAUAUUACUUCCCUCAUGACAAUGUCGAACAAGAUAGACUAGACUUGCAGCAUGAGCUCUUCAUCAGAACGCUGCAAGGUCAACUAUGCACCUGUCCGAAAGUAGCUGGGGCCAAGAGAGUCCUUGAUCUCGGAACCGGCACCGGUAUAUGGGCGCUCGAGUAUGCCGAGUGCAACCCAGGAGCUGAGGUCAUUGGUGUCGAUAUCAGUCCAGUGCAACCUGACUUCAUGCCACCCAACUGCUCUUUCGAGAUCGACGACAUCGAAAAGCCAUGGACGUGGUCAAAGAAGUUCGAUUUCAUCUUCUCAAGAACUCUUAGCGGCAGUAUUCUCAAUCCCGUGCAGCUAGUUGACAGUAUCUACAACCAACUAGAGCCUGGCGGCUGGUUCGAGGCCCAGGACGUCUGCAUGGAAGCCCGCAGCGACGACAAUUCCAUCCCGAACGAAAGCUUCCUAUCGCAAUGGGCCGUCGAAGUCGUCGACGCAAUGGACAAAAUCGGGCGCACGCUCAGAUUGCCCACCAUGUGGAAGCAGCUGCUCAUCGACCGUGGCUUCACGGAUGUUCGCGAGACCAUUUACAAGUGGCCUACAAACACAUGGCCGCGCCACAGGGUGAUGAAAGAUAUCGGGGGCUGGGGACUGGCGAAUCUCGACACUUUCUUGGAGACGGCGGCUCUGGGAACCUUGACGAAUAUCAAGGGAUGGUCGAAGGAGGAGGUCACGGUCCUGUGUGCCAAGGCCAGAAAGGAGAUGAGGGAUCCGACUAUCCAUGUCUGGUGGCCAGUGUAUGUCGUCUCUGGUCGGAAGCCUGCCACUGCAUGA